AGCUCUAGCGCCUUUGUGUGGAGGAGUGCGGCGCUGCUGUUUAAACACACACACAGGGGAGCCAGGCAGCUAACCAUGGUGAAUGUAAAGAAACGGAAAGGUCGGGUCGUGAUUGACUCUGACUCGGAGGAUAGUGCAAGCGAUGAUAAUUUGGAUCAGGAACUGCUGUCUCUUGCCAAGAGAAAGCGUGUGGAUUCUGAUGAACAGGAAGAGCCUGUUAGCAAACCUGCUGCCUCCACAGACUCUGAGACAUCAGACAGCGAUGAUGAGUGGACUGUUGGAGGCACUAAAACCAAAAAGAAAGGGAAGCCUAGUAAAGGGCCCGAAAAGAAGAACACAGUCAAGAAAAGAAAGGGCAAGGCGGCUUCUUCCGGCAGCUCAAAUGGAGACAGUUCAGCAGAGAGUUCGGCUCCAGAGGAGGGUGAGGUGUCGGACUCCGACAGUAACAGCUCAUCCUCCAGCUCAGAUUCUGACUCGUCAUCGGAGGAUGAGGUUUUCCGGGAUGGUUAUGGAGACGAUCUAAUGGGGGAUGAGGAGGACAGGGCCCGUUUGGAACAGAUGACGGAAAAAGAACGAGAACAGGAGCUGUUUAACCGUAUAGAGAAGAGAGAAGUCCUCAAGAGGAGGUUUGAAAUCAAGCAAAAGCUGAAGACUGCAAAGAAAAAGGAAAAGGAAGAAAAGAAGAAGAAACAGGAGGAGGAGCAGGAGAAGCGAAAGCUGUCUCAGGUCCCCGACACUCAGGUGGUCAUGUCCCACAACAAAGAGAGACGGAUCAAGAGAGACGAGAAGCUGGACAAGAAGUCACAGGCCAUGGAAGAACUGAAAGCAGAAAGAGAGAAGAGAAAAAACAGAACUGUUCCUUCACCAUUCUUCAAGAAAAAAAACACUGAGCUCCUUGCCAAAAGGCAACCACUGAAGACAAGUGAGGUCUACUCAGAUGAUGAAGAGGAGGAGGAAGAUGACGAUGACAGGUCUUCAGUAAAGAGUGACCGCAGCUCAAGGUCAUCAUCUUUUGAUGAAGAGGAGGAAAAAGAAGAGGCUCCGCCCAAGUCCCAGCCAGUGUCAUUACCAGAUGAACUGAAUCGGAUCCGGCUGUCCCGGCACAAGCUGGAGCGAUGGUGUCACAUGCCAUUCUUUGCUAAAACUGUUACUGGUUGUUUUGUUCGAAUUGGCAUUGGAAACAGUAGCAGCAAGCCCGUUUAUCGGGUGGCUGAAAUCAUUGAUGUGGUCGAGACAGCUAAAGUUUAUCAGUUGGGGUCCACACGAACGAAUAAAGGCCUUCAGCUCCGACAUGGAAAUGACACACGAGUCUUCAGACUUGAGUUCGUGUCCAAUCAGGAGUUCACUGAAAAUGAAUUCAUGAAAUGGAAAGAGGCGAUGAUAUCAGCAGGAAUGCAGUUUCCUACUCUGGAUGAGAUCAGCAAAAAAGAGCAGUCCAUCAAGGAGGCGGUCAACUACAAAUUCAAUGAUAAAGACAUUGAGGAUAUUGUCAAAGAAAAAGACAGAUUCCGAAAGGCUCCACCGAACUAUGCCAUGAAGAAAACACAGCUUCUCAAAGAGAAGGCCAUGGCUGAGGAGAGUGGUGAUGGAGAGAAGGCGAAAGUACUGCAAGAUCAGUUGAAUGAGCUGGAGGAGAGGGCAGAAGCGCUUGACCGACAGAGAACCAAAAAUAUCUCUGCCAUCAGUUAUAUCAACCAGAGAAAUCGGAGUUGGAACAUUGUGGAGUCUGAGAAGGCAUUGGUGGCAGAGGGUCAGAACUCAAAGAACCAGCAGAUGGAUCCGUUCACCAGACGGCAGUGUAAACCGACUAUGGUGUCCAAUGCUAGAGAUCCCUCCGUCCACGCCGCUAUUUUGGCUCAUCUCAACCAGAAAUACGGUUCAGGCUCAGGCCAAGACAGCAGCCAGCUGGCUAAUAAACAGGGCCAGGCUAGCCAGAAAGACAAAGAUGUUACCAAGCAAUCCAGUGACCUCUCAGAGGACCUUUUUAAAGUUCAUGACUUUGAUGUCAAAAUCGACCUGCAGGUUCCUAAUGCUGAAGCAAAGUCUUUGGCAGUGAGUUCAAAUGCAUUGCCUGUUAAAGAUGGGGCACCACGUCGAUCUCUCAACCUGGAGGACUACAAGAAGAGACGGGGACUCAUCUGACCUACGUUUUUUAAAAUCCUCUCCUGCAUGAUUGGACACCUGUGCCGGGGGUCUACAGCUGUGGCCACCCCUGUGUGUGUGUGUGUGUGUGUGUGUGUGUGUGUGUGUUUGGGAAAGUAUGUGAACGUACGUGUGUGUGUGUGUGAGAGAGAGUGUAUGAUAAAGAGAAAGAAUAAGUGCAUACCUUUAAGACUGAGCGUGUCUGAGACUGUGUGAGUGUGUGUGUUUCACCUGUUUGUAAGAGGAAAUAUUGAUGAAUAAUGAUAACUUUCAGGUCUUUUCCUGCAAAGGGUCACUUUUUGAGAGAUGAAAAGUCCUCUGCGUUAUUUACGGCGUGUGUAGACAUGAGAACAGAAAUGCAUUACCUCUGAUUCUCCUUUUCGUACCAAUGUAUUCAGCAUAUUUUGUCCCUCUCAGAAACGACCCUUUUAUAUCCAAGCUUGUGAAAGACUCAAAGGACACUAUUAAAAAAAAGACAACACAAAUCUUGGGCGUUUUUUUUGAAAGUGGUAAUUAGUUGUCAAUAAUGUGAUCGGGUCUGCCUCGCACCCUUGUUCCUCCUGAAAGCACUCUGAAGUUUUUUAAACAAGCAUUUUCUUUUCUUCCCCCGAAACCAUUUGUACUGGGUUGCUAGGACAGUCCUGCUUACCUCUGCUUGCUGGUUUAGAGGAUGAGGAGCCGACCAAUCAGAGAGGGAGUCUGACAAUGACAUCACACUCCUUAAAUAUAAGCGUUUGUUUCUUGUAAGACAAUGAUCAAAUAAAUGUCUGCCAUGGACAAGAAAACAUUGAGAAUUGAUGUAACAGUUUUUUUAUUAUUUUUUUAAACUGCUCUUUUUUUCCUUCCAUAUCCCUCUGUCUCCCUCAGAGCUGAUGUAAGUGUUAUUGAUCAUUAAUUAUUGAUCAUUAAUUAUUGAAGUCUUUUAGUCAGUUCUCCUAUCGUUGUGGCAUGCCUUGUAAAUAAGCGAUCUUGAGUGAGUGCGGCUGAAUAAAGGAGGAACGGUUUCAUAA
Molecule: messenger RNA, 3152 nt
Organism: Cyprinus carpio (common carp)
Lineage: Eukaryota; Metazoa; Chordata; Actinopteri; Cypriniformes; Cyprinidae
Product: RNA polymerase-associated protein RTF1 homolog
Cellular component (GO): Cdc73/Paf1 complex
Molecular function (GO): DNA binding; RNA polymerase II C-terminal domain phosphoserine binding
Source: RefSeq, a predicted model, not a curated record